AUGGCCUCAUAUGCAACUGCAGCAAGUCCCGGUGUGCUCAUCGGAAACCUGCUGCUCUUUGGCACCGGCGCAUUGAUCAUGCGCGGAGCCGGUUGUACCAUCAAUGACCUCUGGGAUAGGAAUCUCGACAAAGGAGUCGAAAGGACGAAAACUCGGCCUUUGGCCAGUGGCGCCCUGAGCGUCCCUCAAGCAGUCGGUUUCCUGGGUCUUCAGUUGGCCGGCGGUUUAGCUGUACUCACUCAGUUGAACUGGUACAGUAUUGGUCUUGGUGCAUCAUCACUCGGACUCGUCGCACUCUAUCCCCUCAUGAAACGAAUCACCCAUUGGCCGCAAUUUGUACUCGGACUCACCUUCAACUGGGGGGCUUUACUCGGAUGGUCUGCCGUAGCCAAUGCAGUGGACUGGUCCGUAUGCAUCCCAUUAUAUACCUCUGGAGUGCUCUGGACACUCGUAUACGAUACUGCCUAUGCCCAUCAAGACAAAGUUGACGACGCAGUCGUCGGCAUCAAGUCUACAGCACUUUUAUUCGGGGAGCAAACAAAGCCCAUCCUUAGCGUAUUCUUGACCGCGAGUGCCCUCUGCGCCGGGUAUGCUGGCUUUGUGAAUCAUCAAGGCAUUGCGUUUUUCUCGUCCUUGUCACUUGGUACUACUCUGCUUGGUCUCAAGCUCCGUACAGUCGAUUUCAAUGUACCAGCUCAAUGUAGUCAAUACUUUCGAUACUCUGGCUAUUUUGGCUGGCUUAUCUUCGCAGGUGCAUUAGUCGAUUAUGGCAUCCAAUAUGGCUCACGCAACGUUGAUGACGAGAAAAGCGUGGUUCAAAAGGAGUAG
Serendipita indica DSM 11827 is the source of this 828-nucleotide messenger RNA. NCBI's taxonomy places the organism in Eukaryota, Fungi, Basidiomycota, Agaricomycetes, Sebacinales, Serendipitaceae. The record is from the annotation of a GenBank genome assembly.